AUGAUAGAGGUGUUAUUAACUGUGAUACCUUCUAUUUGUUGGCUAUUAUACAGGUUCUACCUGAUUUUGAAAACUCCCGUGGAGAAAUUAAUAGAAGAUUUAAACAUUGAGAUUCCUCAUACUCCAAUCUUGUGCAUAGAUUCCAUUUCAGAGACAUCUAUUAUUAUACAUUGGGAUAUUGAAGUUAAAUAUGAUGAAAAUUUGUAUUAUGUCAUUGUCAUAAAUGAACAAGAAGCAGCAACUUUGACUUCUACUUCAUGUAAAUUAAACAACUUGUCUCCUCAUCAACUUUAUCGACUUGAGAUUAUAGCCAUUAAUUCAAUUACUAAUUUCAAAUCACAAUCCAAACCAGUGUAUGUUCAAACAUGUGAUCCUAACAACCUUGAUGAAAAAGUCAAUAUUGAUACUUUAGAAUCUAGUGUCAAAGAAUCUAUUGAUACUACCCAGAUUUCCGAUGACUAUACAUUGGAAUCAAUCACUAUAGAUCAAAUCAAAACCAUUAAAGAUGCAUCAUUAUUGAAUGCAUAUGUGAUGAAAUUUCAAAAUGAAUUAACUAAAAUUAAUUUGGAAUACAAACAAUACCAAUCAAGUGUUACUCCAGAACUUGAAAACUUACAAAGAGAAUUGUGUCUGUAUAAGCAUGAAUUGGAUGAAGAAACCGAUAAUAAACUGAAAAAGGAUAAUGACGUAAGGACAUUGGAAAAAUGUAAAGAUAAAUUAACAUUUAAAAAAUCAAAAUUAAUUACUCAAUUAAAUACAUUAAAAAACUCAUUAGCAUUAUUCAAUACAAAAGCCCAGGAACGGGAAACUCAAAUCAAGAAAUUACGUGAUAGAAAUGCCCAAGCAUUGGCCAGUGAAGAACAAGACAAAUCUAAAUUUAAAAAAGAAAUUGUUACAAUUAGACAACAAAUUGAUCAGUAUAAAGCAGACAUGGAAAAAAUUGAAGAAAACUUGAAGAAUUUAGUAAUUGAAAGAAAAGAAUUGAUUUCCAUUUUGAAUCAAUUGAAACCAUUAGUUGAAAUUUUCAAUCAAUCCGGAAACUCCAACACCCCACCGGAUUCUAUUGCCCAACAACAGACAUUACAGCAACAAAAUAGCGGAGGUAACAAUAACAGUGCAAACAAUGCAUCCAUUUUUAACAAGGAUGGUUCCUUGACCAAACAAGCCUUUGAUGCAAUUGUAAAAAUAUUGCAACUCAUUCCAGCAUGGCAAGACGAAAUCAUGCAUGAAAUUAAUCAAUACCAAGAAUUUGAACAGCAAUGGAAAGAGGCAUUUAGGUCAGAAAUCAAGAAAUUUGUAUCCAUCCAUCAAGCUUUGGAACUUGCCAGAAUGAAUUUGGAUAAGAAUUAUCAACCAGUUAAAAUGACUGAAUAUCAAGCUUCUAUUGAAUUUGGUGGAUUUAGUAACGCAUUACCAAAACCUAAAUUCAACGGUAAGAGAAAUUUAUCCCCAGUCGAAGAUCAUAAUAGACAAACAAGUAGUUUCUACAAUCAUUACAGCAAUGUUUAUUCCAAAGAAGAAUCAGAUAGUGAUGGAUUAGGUUCACCUCUUGGACAACAACAGGUCAUUACACAACAUUUACAGCAACAACUGCCAGAGAAUAUUCCACCUCAAUUGUUGGGCAAUGAUUAUUUAGUAGGCAAUAGCAGUAAUACCUAUCUUCCAGACCAACAGCAGCAACCACAAUUGCAGCCAUAUAUUAGUUUAGAGCAGAUUAACGCUGUUCGUAAUUUCGAUCUCAAUGGUGGUGCCACUGCCAAUUCCAACCCAUUGAUUACUGUUGAUAAUGGACUUACUGGUAACUCCCAAUUUCAAGGAUUCCCAUACGACGAUACUAUUUAUUCUACUAGUAUUAAUUCCCCAUUACCGAUUCACAACACCACCAUUGGCACUGGCACUACAAAUGGUGCUUCUGUAACAAGUAAUAAUCCUACCGAUGCUUCCGGUGCCAAUGCCAAUGACAAUGCCAACUUGAUACCAAAUUAUGGUGAUUAUAAUUCCUUGUUGUACAGGUAUAGUUCUCCAUCAUUAUCGCAAAGCAACUUGAAUGACGGGGUUUGGGGUACUACAAAUUUGAGUUCAAAUGAUUUACUUAAUCCAUCAACGCAACAAAGUGGAUUUUUGAUGACUCCUUCACAGUCAGCAAACAUAUGGUUGGAUGAUAAGACUCAAAACUCAUUACUUAAUCCAAAUUCUCAUGUUCGAAAUGUUUCCAACAAUUCCCAAAUUUGGAGAAAUGAUAUUGCUGCCAAUUCAACUGCCAACAACAAUUCCUCACACGGCUUCAACUUUGGUGGUGCUGGGGCUGUUCCUAAUAGUUCCGAUUUCGAACCAUUCGGUAUUAGCAUCAGUAACAAUGGUAAUUAUGGAUUUAAUCAAACCAAUUUGCCGCCAACUAAAUAUGUAAAUGAAGAAGAGAAAAAUUCAGCAAUUGAUGGAAAUGUAACUGAAAAUGGGGAAGCACAAUGGUAA
Molecule: messenger RNA, 2472 nt
Organism: Candida tropicalis MYA-3404
Lineage: Eukaryota; Fungi; Ascomycota; Pichiomycetes; Serinales; Debaryomycetaceae
Exons: 1
Coding region: 1-2472 (823 amino acids)
Molecular function (GO): protein binding
Source: RefSeq, a predicted model, not a curated record